AUGACAGCCUACCUCCAACAUACCCGCCAUCUACUUACAACUUUCAAUGCUUAUCUCAUAGGCCAGGUGCCACGCUCUGAGAACAACCAUGCUGAUGCAUUAGCAAGGCUAGCCUCGGCGAUGGAGCAGGGCAUAGGUCGCAACAUCCACAUCGAGUUCUUGGACCAGCCCAGCACACGGGCACCACUCAUCUAUGCCAUCGAUCACAACCCUACGUGGAUGGACCCUAUUGUGGGAGCAAAUUUCGCCCCACUAGAAUAUUCGCCAAAGAUUCCUUCGUCUUCUCCACUUCUCUUUCUCCCUGCAAAACAGAUCGGGGUAAAAGGACCACACCCGGGGGGUGCUGGCCAAAGGCCCUCCGAUGCCUAUGUUAGGUAG
Molecule: messenger RNA, 378 nt
Organism: Prunus armeniaca (apricot)
Lineage: Eukaryota; Viridiplantae; Streptophyta; Magnoliopsida; Rosales; Rosaceae
Source: the annotation of a GenBank genome assembly